AUGUCUCAAAAAUUAAGUAAUUCAAUUACAAAACACAAAACAAAAAGGGCAGGAAAUGCUGUAUUUAUGGAAUCAUCACCAAGUCAACGUUGGCCUUUAGGAGUGCCAAUUCAAUAUUUAUUUGAUCAAAAUAUUGCAUUAAAUGAACAAAAUGCUGUAAAAGAAGCUUUAUCAGAAAUUCAAUCAAAAACUUGCUUACAAUUUAUUGAAACAAAAACAAAACCUACGGGAGCUCAUUUAUAUUACACAAAAGUUGCGAAUCCAACUUUUUGUGGCCUAAGUUAUAUUGGACAAAUUUUGCCUGCAAAUCCAAUUUAUUUAUCGUUUAUGUGUGGAAAUGGAUCGGGUAUUGCUUUGCACGAAACACUCCAUGCUUUAGGUUUUCAACAUGAACAGCUUCGUUUUGAUAGAGACCAAUUUAUUACUGUUAGUUAUGGUCUUCGUUAUGAUUAUGGUUCAAUAAUGCAUUAUUCUGACACAAUUGCUGCACAAUCUCCUGGGAAGAAGACAAUGACCGCUAAAUUAGCUCCCUUUUUGAAUGAUCCAAUGAUGGGACAACGUAAAGGAUUAUCAACAUCUGAUAUUGAGGCACUAAACAAAAUGUAUUGCAUGCCAGGAUGUGAGGAUAAACUGGUCUAUUGUGGAAUAUGGGCAAGCAAUAAUUUAUGUAAUCCACAAAUGUGGAGAAGAGUAGUUGUUUACGAAUGGAUUAUAAGUAAUUGCCAAAAGUCGUGCAACAAAUGUGGUGAAAAACUGGAACCAGUUAAAAAUAGGCCUUUUUAG
This is a messenger RNA of Meloidogyne enterolobii, 783 nucleotides long. The record is from the annotation of a GenBank genome assembly. NCBI's taxonomy places the organism in Eukaryota, Metazoa, Nematoda, Chromadorea, Rhabditida, Meloidogynidae.